Cornus florida is the source of this 927-nucleotide messenger RNA. Its product is annotated as zinc finger protein JAGGED-like. NCBI's taxonomy places the organism in Eukaryota, Viridiplantae, Streptophyta, Magnoliopsida, Cornales, Cornaceae. The transcript is spliced from 5 exons. Bases 1 to 873 code for a protein of 290 amino acids. Gene Ontology annotation, molecular function: DNA-binding transcription factor activity. The record is from RefSeq and is a predicted model, not a curated record.
AUGUUCCAAAUCAAGGGAGAGAUGCUUCCGGGCUAUUGGCCCAGGAGACCAGAAAGAAACCCUUUAGACCUCAACAACUUACCUGAGGAUUGCACUAGAGAUGGCAAACAGGUCCUUGAGGACACCUCUUCAUCUGUCGGCUACAGGAAAAAGAAAAGCGGCGCUAGGGAUGGAAAAGAUGAGUGUGGGAAGGUCUAUGAGUGUAGGUUUUGUACCCUCAAGUUCUGCAAGUCUCAAGCCCUUGGGGGACACAUGAACCGCCAUCGCCAAGAGAGAGAGACUGAAACAUUAAACCGGGCUCGUCAGCUGGUCUUCAGCAAAGAUAACAUUGUUGCUCAAGGGCCUCAUCAACUAGGUGGACAACCAGUUGGACAUGGAGGAUAUCAUCAAACAGCCAACAUGGGUGAUCCAACACUCCCUUUCAGAUCAGUCUACUCACCAAGAUUGUUUUCUGGUUCUUCAUCCACCAUCUUAUCACCACCGCCGCCGCCGCCACCGCCACCACCGCCUCAUUCAUACAUAUACACAUCCCCUUCGAGGGCCUUCUCCUACCCUCCUCCUCCUCCUCCACAUCCAAUGACUGAUUACUUCCUCGGCCACGCCCUCUCCGGCCACCCUAACCCUAACUUUGUGGGUGCACCCCAGGAUACUAAUUACACUUGCAUUGGUGCUCCAGUGGGACAUACUUUUGCAUCCGGUGGUGGGCGAGGAGGGUCAUCGGAUAUGGGCUUAUCCGGAGGAGGUGGUGGUGGUGGUAGAGACAUGUCACUGCACAUUAAUCAGGAGGAAGGAUUGAAUUGGGGAAGGAGCUACACAGGGACACAGCAACAUUUGGAUCCCACAUCGAUCAAUCGGUUUCAAGAUGGGUUCUAAAAAUAUUUUGAGUUUAGGUGCAAGUUAUAGUCUGCUAUGACAUGGCACUGUCAU